AAGCACUUUCUUGAGGCCCUUACACCCUCCCAUUUCCCAGGAGAUAUUUACUUCUCUAAAUUCUGGAUUGACAAUUUUAACUGUUCACCUCCUGCUUCACAAUGUGGAAAUUAUAAACCCUGUCCAGUGAAUAUUUCCCUAAAGACUAAGGAUAAAAUAAAUGAAGUAAUGACUAUUUCUGAGCCAAGCUAUUCCAUAUGGAGUGCAGUAUACGCAGUGGCCCAUGCCCUACAUAAAAUGCUAUUGAGCAAAACUGAAAUGGGAUCUAAAGAAGACAGAAACACAGACUGGCUUCUACCAUGGCAGCUGCAUCCAUUUCUGAGGAAAAUUAAAUUUAUAAAUGCUGCUGGAGAUGAAAUAAGCUUUGAUGAGAACAAGAAUAUUAUAGAAACAUAUGAUAUACAAAACUUUAUUGCAUAUAAUUUUCAAAAUGUAUUACUACUUAAAGUGGGAGAGUUUGUCUUUAAGAGUGCACAAGAUCAAGGCUUUUUCAUCAAUGAAGUUGUGAUUCAAUGGCCAAGCAACUACACACAGACUCCUCAAUCUGUAUGUACACAGAGCUGUGGUCCAGGAUUCUGGAAAGUUCUACAAAAAGAAAGGCCAGUCUGCUGUUUUUCUUGUGCAUUUUGUCCAGAGCAGCACAUUUCUAACCAGACAGAUCAGCAGGAGUGCAUCCCUUGCCCAAUUCAAGAGUACCCAAACCCUGAGAGAAACCAGUGCCUGCCCAAGAAAGUGACCUUCCUUUCCUUUGAGGAUCCUCUAGGCAUAGCUCUGGCAUGCACAGCUCUUUGCUUCUCUGUCAACACUAUUGCAGUUCUGGGGAUCUUUCUCAAACACCAAGAAUCAGCCAUUGUUAAGGCCAAUAACCGGACUCUCAGCUACAUACUGCUCAUCUCCAUCCUUCUCUGCUUCCUCUGCUCCUUUCUCUUCAUUGGCCACCCAAACACAACCUCCUGCAUACUUCAACAGAUAACAUUUGCACUUGUCUUCACCUUGGCUAUUUCCACUGUUUUGGCAAAAACUAUAACUGUAAUUCUGGCCUUUAGGGUCACGAAACCAGGAAGAACAAUGAGAAGGUUGUUUGUCUCAGGUGUCUAUAAUGCUGUCAUCCCUAGCUGUGUCUUGAUCCAACUGAUUCUCUCUGGAGUAUGGCUGGGAACCUCACCUCCCUAUACUGACAGAGAUGCACACUCUGAAUAUGAUCAUAUCAUUAUUUUAUGCAACAAGGGCUCAGUUACUGCUUUCUACUGUGUGCUGGCCUAUUUAGGGACCCUGGCCUUAGGCAGCUUCACUGUGGCUUUUCUGGUGAGGAACCUGCCUGACACAUUCAAUGAGGCCAAGUUCCUGACAUUUAGCAUGCUGGUGUUUUGCAGUGUCUGGGUCACCUUCAUCCCAGUCUUCCUGAGCACUAAGGGCAAAGCCAUGGUGGCUGUGGAGGUCUUCUCCAUCUUGGCCUCCAGUGCAGGGCUGCUGGGGUGCAUCUUUUUCCCAAAGUGCUACAUUAUUCUCUUAAAACCUCAUAAAAACUCAUUGAGAUCCGAACGUGAACCAGUUUGUGACGUCAUCGCCCCGUCCCCUGAUCCCGGAAGUAAACAUGCCCUGCUACUGGAAGCCACUUGUGUGCAGGAAAAAAUGUGCAGUUUGAAUUCUCCUAAUCAGACGCAGUCCAGCCGGUCCCUGGUCCCUGGAGAAGGGAUCCUGGCGUCCCUGUCCCUUUUAAAAAUUAAUUUCGAGUUUCCCACUCAAAGCAGGACUAGUCUCGGGAAGGCAGAAAUGCGCUAA
Messenger RNA from Meriones unguiculatus (Mongolian gerbil), 1782 nucleotides. Its product is annotated as vomeronasal type-2 receptor 116-like. The annotation marks the transcript as partial. NCBI's taxonomy places the organism in Eukaryota, Metazoa, Chordata, Mammalia, Rodentia, Muridae. Gene Ontology annotation, biological process: G protein-coupled receptor signaling pathway. The record is from RefSeq and is a predicted model, not a curated record. Gene Ontology annotation, cellular component: membrane. The transcript has 5 exons. Gene Ontology annotation, molecular function: G protein-coupled receptor activity.